AAAAAAAAUAGUAUAUUAUCUAUGGUGAAUUUUCCAAUAGUUUUCUUUUCUCAUUUCUGUGAUUUUUCUGCGAGUUCGUGUUGCGUCAUCGGAUCGAUCUCAGUGAAAUUUUACAUAAAAAAUUAUAUAAUGUCCGCUAAAGUGAUCCCGGUUGUGCAGGCGGAGGAGGCCGCGGAGGCUGAGGAGGAAGAACUAGUGGAUCCUCAAGCAGAACUUCGAGAAGUAUGUAGCCAGAAACCUGAUGCACAAAAUUUAUGGGCAAAAUACCAGGAGUGCAAUGACAGAGUGAACUCCCGCUCAAACACUGCCGAGACUUGCGAGGAGGAGCUCAUUGACUACAUUCAUGUCCUUGAUAAAUGUGUUAACAAGGACCUUUUCAAAAGGCUAAAGUAGAUUUAUGAUUUCAUCUUAUUUUGAAAUCCACCACUGAAGUUAGACAAAUGUAUUGUUUUGUCCCUUUGCCAAUUAUUAUAAAAAAAUUAUAAAAUAUUAUCUUUAAGGUGGUAUGUAGGUCAUUAGUAAAUUAUUUUACCAAGUAAUAAUAAUGUGAUCAGUGUUAAAGCUGUAAAUGUUUUUUUGUAAAUAAAUAAUCACAGUUCAA
Molecule: messenger RNA, 601 nt
Organism: Maniola jurtina (meadow brown)
Lineage: Eukaryota; Metazoa; Arthropoda; Insecta; Lepidoptera; Nymphalidae
Product: cytochrome b-c1 complex subunit 6, mitochondrial-like
Exons: 3
Coding region: 22-393 (123 amino acids)
Biological process (GO): mitochondrial electron transport, ubiquinol to cytochrome c
Source: RefSeq, a predicted model, not a curated record